This is a messenger RNA of Anastrepha obliqua, 6469 nucleotides long. RefSeq names its product daxx-like protein. NCBI's taxonomy places the organism in Eukaryota, Metazoa, Arthropoda, Insecta, Diptera, Tephritidae. The coding region runs from base 452 to 4444 and encodes 1330 amino acids. Gene Ontology annotation, molecular function: histone binding. The transcript has 5 exons. The record is from RefSeq and is a predicted model, not a curated record.
CGAAAAUCCGUUACAGUUGCGGCGACCAACAACACUAAAAUGUCACAAAAUGUGUUAUUCCAAUCGAAAACAUCGAAUUUUGUUCAUUUUCUUCGGGAAAAAAUCAAGAAGAAAACAAAACGACUACAAUGCAAUAGAAGAUAACGCGGCGAAAAUCGCAUUUAACUUGUGACAUACGAAUUAUUGCACAAGUAGUCAAUUAUUCGCCGUCGGAUAUAGAUAUUGCUUAAGUUUGCUGUACAAGUAAAGUGCGCCGGGGUAAAUAAUUCAUCAAGAUUCAUAAUUUUCAGUAACGAGUAGAGCACGUAGACAUAAAUUUUGAAUAAUUACGCGAGUGAAAUAAGUAAAAUUUUAUAAAUUUUGCGCGUCGCAAACGGUGUAAUAUAGAAGAAGUAAGGGCGAUUACCAGGCAGCCCCAUGUGAAAAAAAGAGGAAUAUUCGCAGUGAAAAAAUGAGUUCUGUGAUUGUGGUCGACUCAUCCGACGAAGACGAGGUGCCAGCAAAAAGAGCCUUUAUAGCUCCUUCAAUUCCGGCCACAAUAACUCCAAUAAAAGGAACAACAACACAAUGUCCCGCAAACGUGUCAACAAAUCAACUCAAGCACAAAAAAAUAAAAUCGCGUCCUAUACCAAGCGGCAUUACAAUCACACGCCGCAGUCCUAUAAAUGUGACCUCAUCGAGCUCAGCCAGCAACAACGCAAACCCGCCUGCUGCUGCUGCAGGCUCAAAUGCCACGACUAACAUGAGUGAUUCGUUAUCAGCUAAAAUUUCAGCGGCAACAGCGGCUGCAACUAGCAAACUAAAUUCGAUGCUGUCCAAAACAACGAUGCCCAGUCUUCUAAAACUGAAUGCAACUUCUUCGAUAAGCAAUGUUAAAGAAAGACAAACGCCCACACCACCAAGGCAGAUGCCGCAACAGCUAAACCAAAAACAGCAGCAACAACAUCAACUGCAGACUACAGUGAAGCAAAACCAACAAAGGCCGCCACAGCAAGGGUUACCGCUUUUAUCACAAUUGCCGCAGUUGCAGCCAUCGCCCUCGGUGUUACGCAAACGUUUAUCGACAACAGCGGCGUUGCCUACGCAACAAUUGCAAGCACAGCAACAACAGCUGCCAAAGCUGCAGAAAUCGAAACAGCAGCAAAAUCCCCCUAAAUUGCAGCAACCACAGCAACUACAGCAAAGGCCGCAAUUGUUUCAACUCGAGCCACAUGCACGCAAGCUAAACACACCACCUGCCACUAUCACAGCUAUUGGAUCUGGCAGCGCUUCAACAGCUUCCACAUCCAAUGCGGCGCUACUCCCACUGAUCUCAACAGUACAAUCAAUGGCGGCAGGUGCGACACCACCGCUUCAACUGCUGGCUACACCACCGCAUAGUGCGGCAACAACAUUUAGCGAUCAGCAACUAUUCAGCCCAAAGCUAAUGCAUACCACAUGCAGUUUGCCGCCAUCGACAACGGUUACAGCCGCCCGACCCCAAGUGUCCAGCAGCACCAAUAUCAGCAAUAGCAAUAGUAACACUAGUGGUAUAAUCAAUAAUAACAACAAAAACAUUAAUAAUAACUUUAAAAUUAUGUUACCACCAAAAAGUAGCAACAGCAGUGCGGUUGGUGUAAAUCUCACGACAUCGUCAAUGGCUUCAACACCGGCAACGACAUCAAUGGCCACACCAGUAGCAUUACAGCAGUCUAAUUCUGGGCCGCGUAUAGCCUAUGUGAAUAGCCUGGCGACACAAAUCAGCCCAACGAUCAAUAAAACAAACAGCAACAGUGCAGGCAAUUACGCCAACAAACCCAGAGCUUCAACGGCAGCGGUAGUGCCAAUUGCAAUAACAGCGGCCCCACAACUGGCGUCAAUAGGGGUUCCUCCGACAUCAGGCACAAACGUAUCAACACCUUUAUCCACGAAUGCAUUAUCGAGUGUUCGACGCGUCAAACCGACGACGUUGCUACGUAAAAACGAUGAGGCAUGGUUGAAGCGCACCUGUGCCACAACAACUGCAAACAAGUUUAAUGAUGACGACUUAGUAUUAGAACUGUUGCCGCAUUCCGCCAAUUCUAAAGCGCAGCCCCAAACGACAGCACAGGUAGCAGCAGAUGCAGCUCAAAACUCAACAAAGCCACAAACACUACCAAUGCAAAAGACACCAACAGCGUCAGUUUCUAUCCCUAACAAACCUACAUUUGUAAGCACACAAAAAACGGCACUAAAUAAAUCAGCCUUUCCACUGAAAAUAGAUCUAACAGAGUCACCUACUAAGCAUAGUGCGUCUAGAGUCACAGAAAUUAUUACAAUUUCGCCAACGACUUCGCCAUCAACAUCAGCCAAAAAUAAGCCUACCGAUCUAAUUGUAAAUGGAGAUGCCACUACGCAAUCAGCGAAAAGUACCUCGUCGAAUUCCAAUGAAAAAAUAAAGUCUUCUGAUGAGCGACCACCGCUUUCAAGUGAUUAUGAGGAGCUGUUGAAGGUUUGUCGAGAAGCGGACUCGUCGGCGGACAUGCAGAAGCUCGUGAAGACGAAACUAAUAAAAUACUAUUAUAAUGUGCAUCCCGAUUUCGUACGUUCCAAAGGCUUUAGCAAGAAUUUGCGCACAGUUAUUGCAAAUAUACAGAAGGAACCGGAUUUAGUAUACCUGCAUCUAAAGACAAUUGUGGACGAAUUGAAAGUGCGCAGCAAGAACAUAGAAGCGGUGUCAACUGUGGUGGUAACACAGGAUGAGAAAGGUGAUAGCGCUGGUGAUGGUGGUGGUAAUAGUGGGAAUGCUGGAGAAAGAGUUAGAGACACCGGUGGAGGCGGAGAAGAAGCGGCAAGCGGUGGAGGGCAGGCCGAUGACAUAAGUAGUACUGGCAACAAACACACUGACGAACAGAUCAAGAAAUUGAAUAAAGCACUGUAUAUACUGACAAAGCGUAUAGAGGUGCUAGAGUCAGCCGAAGUCGAUUGGGAAGAUGAAGAUUCAAGCUAUCUACAAGUGGAGCGUUUCAAAAAACGUGCUUGUCAGAUUUAUGAAAAAAUUUGUGAUCUUACCGGGGAGAGCAAGAAUGCGCAUCGUUUGGUAAAAAAACCAAUACAUUUUAAUGGCACCACCUACACACAAUUCAAUAAGACACUGCAGGCGUACGUUAACCGUACAAAAGAGUUUCCCGACUACUUCGACGUGCUGCGUAUGCUUGAACACUGCAAUCGUCAGUAUGACUAUGCUUUAGCAAAUUUCGAAAUGAAGCGCAUCGCGCAUGACGCCUUCAUUAAGGUCGGGAAGUUGCUGCAGUCGCGCCGUAAGACUGAUCUCUACGAGACCGUUACACAUUUCACAGCCCACGAAAAAGAUCCAGCCACCAUAGAUCCCGCGCUACAAGCAAAACUAAGCGAGAACCAAAAGAAACGAACACGUAUAAGUGAUGUGAUUGAGAAAUUUGCGCGCGAACAGGAUAUGAUCAAGGAAGAGUUGAAGGAAGCACGCCAGGCCAAAGUGGUGAAGCGCUUAAGGAGUGAGAGUGGCGAUGACGAUGAAGAUGAUGGGGUGCCCAGCACUAGUGCGAGCGCUGCAAAAGCUGCUGCAAUUAGAAAGAGAAAGCAUAAAAAGGAAAAUGGUGACAUUGUGAAUGCUAAUGAAAGCGGUGGUGACAAUGAUGAGAUGGAUGAUGAAGAGGAGGAGGAUGAUGAAGAUGACGAUGAAGAGGAUGAUGAAGAGCAAGUGAAUGGCAGUGAUUUAGAGGCUGAUGUUGAAAAAUUAGCCAACGGUGAUCUAUCUGAUGUUGAGUCGGAUGUGGAAAUUGUAAUAAAUAGCUCCACAGACGAAAUAAAUAAGGAACCUAAACUAAUCAACAAAGAUGCGGAACAACAACAAGCUGCAAAAGGCAAAAAUUCGACAGCUUGCACUGGAACUGAAACGGCAACAACGUGCACGAUAACGAAAAAUAAAGUGAAAUUAGAUGUUGCUCAAAGAACACUAUGUGUGGCUACAGUCACAAAGCCAACAGUAACGUCUACUCAAUCGAAAAUGUCUGUAAAUACUAAUGUAACGAGACAAAAGACUGCAGAUCCAUUAGCCAGCCCUACACCGAAAUUAUACGCACAGUCCAAUAUACGGACGUCAUCCCCAAAAACGGAAGUUGACGGCAGUAAGCAAGCGGCGGCAACCAUAGCGAAUGGGCGCAUGAAGAGUGUCACACAAAGCAACAGCAGCAGUGGCAGCAGCAGCAUUAAGUCAACAACACAAGCACCAACCAUCAAAAUUGUUUCCGUCUCAAGUUUAAAAAGCAAAGUAGAUAUUGUGGCUAGCAACGAAUCUGGUAUAGCAGCCAAACAGGUUAUUCGGCAUAACGCCACGUUGGUGGAAACACAACCGCAAUCGCAAUCGCAACCACAAAAACAAACUACAACAGCAAUCAAACGACAACGAACUGUUGCGGAAAUUGUCAUCUCCGAUGAGGAAUCGUAGUUGUGACUGCAAGCGUUGCAGCAAUUUACCUAAAUUGACUGCAAAAAAAUUGUUUUUAUUUUUUGUGAACCUACAGUAUACAACUAAAUUAUUAUGCUAAUCUUCAAUAUGGAUUUCGUUCGCUUUUUUAUGGCUCAAAUAAUUUUCAUAUACAGGUCUAAGCUGGAUAUCUUAGAUUUCCAAGCAUGUCGUGGCACAACUGUAGACAGCCAUCAAUUAGUUGGUUUUGCCUUUUUUUGCCAUCCUUAGGCAGUAUAAAUGACAACACAAACAAAACACGUUCUUACAGGUUUAUAAACUACGAUUGUUUGCAAUGGAUUUGCAUAUCUGCUCUCAGAAUUUAUGCCGUUUUGUUGUUUUUUUUUUUGGUUUGUGUCGAAAGUGUUGGUUAAGACUGUUCGCCCGACACUCGGUUCUACGUAACCGGAACUACCCGGAUUUACUACAUAUCCGGUCAAGGACUGUCACUCUAGCAGCAUUCCCCGUACAUGUAUGGGGAAUGUUCUACUGUUCUGCAUAUUUUUCUCAAAUUUCUUGACUAACUCGACUGGGGCAAGCGAGAUAAGGACAAUCCUUAUGAAUAUCUGUGCACUUUUGACAAAACAACUUAAAUCGACUUGACACUCUGUACCAGAGAAUCACUAAAUUUCUUGAUUUUAAGGGGGUCUUCUGGUCUCGAGGCCCUGAAAUGAAGGGUUUUUUUGGGGAUUGAUUGUGACAAAUCCUGUGAAUAUUUAAAAAAUUUUUUUUUUUUAUUUUAAAGGUACAUGUCUUGGCUUUUAAAAAAUGGUUUUGACUUUGAAAAAAAUUAACACCCGCGACCUUGAAAUGGCGCUGAAGACGUCCACCUCCAAACGAAACAGGUCUCCAUUUUGGUCACGGUUUUUCCACCUGGGUAAUCAGAAAGCAAAAAUUAGAUAUGCGUUGUCUUCAGAGUUGCCCUGGUUAAGUUUUCCCGUGACAGAUUUUUUUUUUUAAAUUUUUUUCAAAAGUUAUGCAACAAUUUGCAAAAAAAAAUUUUUUUUUUGCUCAUUUUUGAACUUUAAAAGGUUAUAAAAAUGGAAUGAAAAAAAAUUUCAAAAAUCGUACACGGGGAAACUUAGCGGUAAGUUUUCCGAACCUUUUAAGACCAAAACCAUUGAAAUCGGAGUAUAACUACUAUGAAAAGUGUAACCAAAAUGCUUAAAAACACGAUUUUCGGGGAAACGCGUUUAAAGAUAAAGUUUAUGAUAAAACGGCCGGAGGAGGGUACACUUCGGUGCCCAGAAAAAUGUGAAAAAAUGCGAUUUUCAAAAAAUCCUUUCUGUGGCGUAUUCUCGCAUACACAUACAACAAAAUUAUGCAAAAAAAAAAAAAUCGAUUUUUUUUCGCUGGAGACCAGAAGACCCCCUUAAUGUAUUAAUUCCAUUAUAAUAAAAGUUUAAUGAAAAUAUUAAAGUUUUUUUUUUUUGAAUAACCCUGAUUUAUUGAAAAUCAGGCAAAAAUGUCUUAAGUCAAAUCAGUUUUUGUUGUUGUCAAUAGUUCACAAAUUCUAUAUAAUGCUCCAAUCGUACAGAUUCGUGAAAAAUUGCUGCGAUUUUAUGAUUAUAUAAAUAUGAUCGUAUGAAUAUGGGUUGUUACGACUAUUUCAGCACAGGGCUGUAAUUGCAGAUUUGUAAUGCCACUGUGCGCGUACAGUUUUUGGCCGGUGCAAUGGUUCUGGAACUUAUACCCGUUAGGAACGAGUUACAGUUUGUAAUAUUUUCUUGACUUCUUAACUUUGUAUUAUAUAACUUUUACAAAAGCCAUCUCUUAUCUAUGUGAAAACAACUCCGCCAAUUUAAGUUUAAGCUGACGUAGCUGGUAAACAUUUCAUUGUAAAUAUACUUUAUAAGAACUCAUAUACCAUACAUAUGUAUACUUUUGUUAAAAACAUUUUAUAAGAAGUGCUGGAAUAUUUUUUUACUCCCCUCACUCACAUUAAAUAUUUGCUAAUAGCAAAAUAUGAAUAAAUUCCUUGGGAACAAAAACAAAAAAAAAAAAAGG